AGUGUAAUUGAUCUACUAAUAGUGUAAUUGAUCACAAGUAUCAAUGGCUUUCGCUAGACUUCUUUUAUUUUUGAAUUAUCUUACUUGUGAGAGGUAACAUGUAUCUGUAAAUUAGUCGAGGUAUGCCCAAGCUUGUCCAAGAAAAACUCCUCACGUUAAUUUUUUAUGAGAGUCCUAUUGCCCUCUAAAAUGGACUAGAAAGACUCUACAACAACAAUAAAAAAUUUAGUAUAAUUCCACAAGUGAGGCAUGGGAAGAAUAGUGCACACGCAGACCCAGUUACAAAGAAGAUCACAGCAGAAUACUUGCUUACAAGUUACAUCCACUACUAUCAGAAACUUUUUCUCACUUUUACUAGCUAUGAAUAGAAACAUCAUAAAGCAAACCCAUGUCUCCAGUCUCUUCUUCCCUUGUGCUUCAGCAAUGUCUCGUUGGAUUUUGGACAAAUCCCUUUGCAUAUCAGAGAUUCUUUUCUUUUCUUUCUGUAAAAAGCUGACUGUUUCACGGAUAAAUAGGUCUGCAUAGAAAAUAGGCACAUACAAUGGUUGUUUAUGUUUAUCAAGAAGUUUUUAUUCUUAAAACAAAUUUGAUUAAGAAUAACAAGAUCUUAACCAUUCCACUAUACUCUCAUGCUGGUACAGUGCAUCAAUAUAUACACAACACAAACAUGUAAUAUUGGUAACUACUCGGGGCUCAGGACGGAUCUUGAGUGCCGCCUACGAAUUCACGUAAAUUUAGUAGCUUUUGUCCAGACCAUAUAUAUAUAAAAAAUUCUACUUAAAUAUCUUUAAAUAUUUAACUGUGAACUCAAUGGUUGUUCUAUACUGCAUUAACUUGAGAUCGUUAUAUAAACUUAUAAACUUCAAAUCCUAAACUUUUGUCUUUGGCUCCAUUGUCUUGUUUAUCAGUUUUAAUUAAAUAAGUUUAAGGCAGGUUUCCCCAUGCUCCUAGGGACUACUAUCUCUCCUACUUCAAUGCUAUAAUUUUUUAUCAUUAUUUCCAUUCCUUCAUUUAUACACCAUUUUGACCAUGUGCCUUCUUCUUCUCCUGUUUCUCUCAAUCAUUCCUUUUCAUAACUAUCUCAAUCCUUCCUUCUUCUUUUUUACCAGUUCUUCAAGUUAAGCUCUUAGUAGUGGCUUCCAAGAAGAGAAGCUAAGUGGUUAUAUAGUGGUGAAAAUUGUGAUGGAAGCAAUUCAAGAAGAUAUGAGUGAAGGGAUUUUGCAAUGUACAAAUCAUACUUACAAGAGUGCCACCCCAGGUGGGAUUUGUGAUUUUUGCCUCCAAGAAAAACUUGGAAAGCUUGUUUCUUCCUCUAUAUCUUCUGCUUGUUUUCCUCCUCCUCAUUAUUCAACUUCAAGUAACUGUAACUAUCAUCGUUUUGGCAAAAUGAGGAAACCAAGUAAUCUAAGAUCAGUUGAAACAUCUUAUCAAGGUGUGCAUAUGUUGGAAGCUGAUGAAGUUGGAGAUUAUAGCCAUAAGAAAAAAGGGUUCUGGUCAUUUCUUCACUCCUCAUCCUCUAAGCAUUCUUCCACAGCUAAAAAAACUGAAAAAACUUCAGUUGGAUCAUCUCUGAAUGGUUCAAUAAGGUCAAGCAAGAACAAAAAGGAAAAGUUUGUUGUGAUAGAGGAGACUGAAAGACCUGUUCAUGUGUACUCAAGAUCCAGAUCUGUUGGCUGUGAAAGUAAAAUCUCAACUGGUUUAGCUGAUUGUACUUUGCGCAGAGUUGAGUCUCAGAGAGAAAACAAACAUAUUGUUUCAUCUUCUUCAUCAUCUUCAUCUUACUGUGUUUCUUCUGAAGAGAAGAAUGGAAAAUUUACAAGGAAGGGCAAGAGUUGGGGAUGGGUUUUAGCAAGUCCAAUGAGAGCUUUUAGCAAGAAAAGGGAUGCCUUGAAAAAGAAUGCUACUCCAAAUUUAGAUGCAAUUCCUUCUUUGUUGACUAAGAGAAACUAGGAAGUUUUUCUAGUGUACAAAAAGUAUAGUUAGCUACUGACACAACUAUACAAGUUUACAUUGUUCUUGUUUGAGCUUUAUGUUUGUUUUCCAGGUUUUAUCCAUGUUUGUUCAAUUCGGAAGCAGCCACUAAUGCUUGGAUUAGGUAGGCUGUCUACGUUACAUCCUUUGGGAUGCAGCCUUUCCUAGGACCCUGCUAAUGCGGGAUGCUUUGUGCAUCAAGUUGUCCCCUAUCCAUGUUUGUUUCUGGUCAUCCUUGUUAGGUGAUCUUUACAUUUUGUCUUGCAGUAGAGUUCUCUUUUAUGCAUUCCGCAUUUGAAACCUGGC
Messenger RNA from Lycium ferocissimum, 2277 nucleotides. RefSeq lists its product as uncharacterized. The transcript has a single exon. Lineage: Eukaryota; Viridiplantae; Streptophyta; Magnoliopsida; Solanales; Solanaceae. Bases 1183 to 1950 code for a protein of 255 amino acids. The record is from RefSeq and is a predicted model, not a curated record.